This is a messenger RNA of Porites evermanni, 363 nucleotides long. The record is from the annotation of a GenBank genome assembly. Lineage: Eukaryota; Metazoa; Cnidaria; Anthozoa; Scleractinia; Poritidae.
AUAGGGUGUAUUUAUUGUAUUUCAAUUCUGUAUCAUCCGUUUCAAUUUGAUUUAUCCUUUGUACCGAAGAUCGACGAAGUACAAGAGUUUCUCCUAAGAACUGACAUCUCCUUGGCCUUUAUUACGAAAACCUGGCUAAAGGAAACUAUCGCAGACAGCACAGUCAGUACCCCCGGCUACACUAUAAUACGGAAGGACAGGACAACAAACAACCAUAGCGGUGUCUGUCUUUACGUUAGAGAUGGAUGCUCCAAAUAUCAUCGUCUUGAAGAAUUGUGUUGCUCUACUGACGAUGAGAUCCUAUGGCUUCAUCUGAGACCUGCGCAUCUUCCAAGAGGAUUCUCUUGCCUGAUAGCUGUAUGA